Staurois parvus is the source of this 723-nucleotide messenger RNA. The record is from the annotation of a GenBank genome assembly. Lineage: Eukaryota; Metazoa; Chordata; Amphibia; Anura; Ranidae.
CAGGAGAAGCAUGUAAAUCUGAUUCACAUCGAAUCUCGGAAGUCGAAGAGAAGGAACUCGGAGUUCGAGAUCUUCCUGGACUGCGACAGCAACAGAGAACAGCUGAAUGAGAUCAUCCAACUGCUCCGGCCGCACGUCAACCUGAUCACCAUGAAUCCGGCGGACAGCUUCUGCGUAUAUUUUUUUGUUCCAUGGUUUCCCACCAAGAUAGCCGAUCUGGAUAAAUGUGCAAACAGAGUUUUGAUGUACGGAUCUGACCUGGAUGCAGAUCAUCCUGGAUUCAAGGACAAUGUAUAUCGCAAGAGGCGGAAAUAUUUUGCAGAUGUCGCAAUGAAUUACAAACACGGGGUCCCCAUUCCUCGUAUUGAGUUUACAGAAGAAGAGGUAAAGACUUGGGGUACCGUCUUCCGGGAGCUCAAUAAGCUGUACCCAACGCACGCCUGCCGGGAGUACCUCAAGAACCUCCCCCUACUAAACAAACACUGCGGCUACCGCGAGGACAACAUACCGCAACUGGAGGACGUCUCCCACUUUCUGAAAGAGCGCACAGGUUUCAUCAUCCGCCCUGUGGCCGGGUACUUGUCUCCAAGGGAUUUCCUGGCUGGCUUAGCGUUCCGGGUAUUUCACUGCACGCAGUACGUCAGACACAGCUCCGACCCCCUCUACACUCCGGAACCUGACACCUGCCAUGAACUCCUUGGACACGUCCCCCCUCCUGGCUGA